AUGGCCGCACCCUCGCUAAACCCCCCCACCACCUCCCUAUCAUUCACCUCCCUCAACGACGACAAACCCACCACCAUCAUCCUCCUCCACGGCGGCUUCACCAGCCGUCUCGAAUUCGCGCUCGUCAUCCCCCACCUCUCCGCCUUCCACCUCCUCCUCCCCGACCUCCCCCUCCACUCCGCCUCGCGCCACAUCACCCCCGGCACGACCGACAACUCGGCCCGGCACGUCGUCGACCUCAUCCAAGCCCACGCCCACGGCGGCCAAGCCCACGUCGUCGGCGUCUCCAUGGGCGGCUACAUCGGCCAGUGCCUCGCACUCGACCGCCCCGACCUCGUGCGCUCGCUUUUCGUCACGGGUGCCGCCCCCGCGGUGGGCAAGCGCCUCUUCAUGGCGCGCUGGACGACGCUGACCUACUACAGCAUGAAGUUGAUGCUGUGCUGGCUGCCGGAGUGGGUGUAUCGGUGGCAGACGGCGCUGAUGGGGUUGAAGCAGAGUGAUGACCUGGUGGCGGAGUUGAGGGCUAAUAUCACGUGGCCGCUGGUGCGGGAUAUGUUUCCGUGGAUUUUGGGGUUUACGUUGGAGGAUGUGCGGCGGUUGAGGGUGCGGACGCUGACGGUUGCGGGCGCGAGGGGGGAUGAUGUGCCCAUGCUGGAAAGGACGGCGGAUGCGUUGAGGAGAAGACGGACGGAUGGGGGGGAGGCGUGGCCUGAGGAUGGGUCAGGGGGGGUAGUGUUGAGGGAGGCGGAGCAUGCGUGGGACUUGCAGUUUCCGGAGUUGUUUGCUCAGGGGGUGGCGGCUUGGGUUGAGGGGGGGGAAUUGCCCAAGGAGUUUGAGAGGGUUUAG
Molecule: messenger RNA, 846 nt
Organism: Chaetomium globosum CBS 148.51
Lineage: Eukaryota; Fungi; Ascomycota; Sordariomycetes; Sordariales; Chaetomiaceae
Exons: 1
Coding region: 1-846 (281 amino acids)
Source: RefSeq, a predicted model, not a curated record